Molecule: messenger RNA, 11139 nt
Organism: Anas platyrhynchos (mallard)
Lineage: Eukaryota; Metazoa; Chordata; Aves; Anseriformes; Anatidae
Source: RefSeq, a predicted model, not a curated record
UUCUCAUCCCACCCUGCUGCCACCCUCCUGGGGAUGCUUUUAAAUAGAGGUGCUGGGGGAGCUGCUUCUUGUUGCGUGGUGGUGGCUGGUCCAGGCUGGGCUCUGCUCUGGGAGUGUGGGGUCUGUGGGAAGCCCUACGGCUGAACUAGAGCUCCCAAGUGAAUUUAAGGCUUUGCUGAACCUGAGCACUCUGCAAAGGAGGAGGGAACGUCACAGGACUCUGGAGAUAACUGAAACAGGGAAAAGGUUAAAAGGUCCCUGAAAAAUCACCCUGAAACUGGGAAGACCUACGAUGUGAAAGGAUUCAAAGAUCCUCUGGGGAACGUUGAAGCAGCAUUCUGCAAGGCGAAGUGAUGCAUGAGCUCUAUAUUUUGGUGCGAUCCAUCCCGACCCCGCAACUGAAGCCCCCGGAGGGAGAAGUGCUGCGCGCUGUGAUGCGUCUUCCUCUCGCUUCGGCUGCCAGUUUGGAUUGUAGCGCCCGGCUCCGUGCACUGCGAGGAUGGCUCGGUUCGGGGAUGAUCUGCCAACACGCUAUGGAGGUGGAGGGCCAGCCGGGGCUGGAAGAGGGAGCAGCCGGCAAGGUGGCCCCCAGGCCGGCCAGAGGAUGUAUAAGCAGUCGAUGGCUCAGAGAGCCAGGACUAUGGCUCUCUACAACCCCAUCCCUGUCAAACAGAACUGCUUCACAGUCAACAGAUCCCUCUUCAUCUUCAGUGAAGAUAAUGUUAUACGGAAAUACGCCAAGCGAAUAACAGAAUGGCCUCCAUUUGAAUACAUGAUUUUAGCUACAAUCAUAGCCAAUUGUAUUGUGCUGGCUCUGGAGCAACAUUUGCCGGAUGGAGACAAGACACCUAUGUCAGAGAGAUUGGAUGACACUGAGCCGUACUUUAUUGGAAUAUUUUGUUUUGAAGCUGGUAUAAAGAUCAUCGCUCUGGGGUUUGUUUUUCACAAAGGCUCUUAUCUCAGAAAUGGCUGGAACGUGAUGGAUUUUGUUGUGGUCCUCACAGGGAUUCUGGCAACUGCUGGGACUGACUUUGACCUGCGGACCCUGCGAGCUGUCCGAGUGCUGCGGCCCCUGAAGCUGGUGUCAGGAAUCCCAAGUUUGCAGGUUGUCCUCAAGUCCAUCAUGAAGGCGAUGGUGCCCCUGCUUCAGAUCGGGCUGCUCCUCUUCUUCGCCAUCGUGAUGUUUGCCAUCAUCGGGCUGGAGUUCUACAUGGGGAAGUUUCACAAAACCUGCUUCUCCAACGAGACAGGCGACGAGGUGGGAGAUUUUCCUUGCGGAGAGGAGCCCCCUGCCAGGCAGUGUGAGGUUGGGACGACCUGCAGGGAGUACUGGCAAGGGCCCAACUACGGCAUCACCAACUUCGACAACAUCCUCUUUGCUGUGCUCACCGUCUUCCAGUGCAUCACCAUGGAGGGAUGGACCGACAUCCUCUACAACACAAAUGAUGCUGCAGGAAAUACCUGGAACUGGCUUUACUUCAUCCCUCUCAUCAUCAUUGGCUCUUUCUUCAUGCUCAACUUGGUGCUGGGCGUCCUGUCAGGUGAAUUUGCCAAAGAACGAGAGAGGGUAGAAAAUCGCCGAGCUUUCCUGAAACUCCGUAGGCAGCAGCAAAUAGAACGGGAGCUAAAUGGAUACCUGGAGUGGAUCUUCAAAGCAGAGGAGGUCAUGCUGGCUGAGGAAGACAAGAACGCAGAAGAGAAAUCUCCUCUGGACGGGAGGGCCGCCUCGGAAGGGCCGAUUCAACAAGGCACGGCACCGGCAGAGACUAGCAGCGGCAGCAGCUACAACAUGUUGAAAAGAGCUGCAAUAAAGAAGAGCAAAAAUGACCUGAUUCAUGCUGAAGAAGGGUCUCCUUUUGCCCGUGCCAGUCUGAAGAGUGGGAAGAACGAGAGCUCGUCCUACUUCCGGAGGAAAGAGAAAAUGUUUCGGUUCUUCAUCCGGCGCAUGGUGAAAGCUCAGAGCUUCUACUGGAUCGUGCUCUGCGUGGUCGCCCUCAACACGCUCUGCGUGGCAAUGGUGCACUACGACCAGCCGGAGAAGCUCACCACUGCGCUGUAUUUCGCAGAGUUUGUUUUUCUGGGUCUGUUCCUUACUGAGAUGUCUUUGAAGAUGUAUGGACUGGGGCCAAGAAAUUACUUCCACUCUUCAUUCAACUGCUUUGACUUUGGGGUCAUUGUGGGAAGUAUCUUUGAAGUUAUUUGGGCUGCGGUGAAGCCUGGUACCUCAUUUGGCAUCAGCGUACUGAGAGCUCUUCGACUGCUGAGGAUUUUCAAAGUCACAAAAUACUGGAAUUCCCUGAGGAAUCUCGUGGUCUCCUUGCUGAACUCCAUGAAGUCCAUCAUCAGUUUGCUCUUUCUGCUGUUCCUCUUCAUCGUGGUGUUUGCUCUGCUGGGGAUGCAGCUCUUUGGAGGACAAUUCAAUUUUCAAGACGAAACACCAACCACAAAUUUUGAUACCUUCCCAGCUGCCAUCCUCACGGUAUUCCAGAUCCUGACGGGGGAAGACUGGAACGCGGUGAUGUACCACGGCAUAGAGUCACAGGGUGGUGUCCACUCGGGGAUGUUCUCCUCCAUUUACUUCAUCGUCCUGACGUUGUUUGGUAACUAUACGCUCCUGAACGUCUUCUUGGCUAUCGCCGUGGACAAUCUGGCAAAUGCCCAAGAGCUGACCAAGGAUGAGGAGGAGAUGGAGGAAGCCACCAACCAAAAGCUCGCCCUGCAAAAGGCCAAGGAAGUAGCAGAAGUCAGCCCCAUGUCGGCAGCUAACAUUUCCAUAGCCGCUUUUGUAAAGCAAACUCGAGGUACUGUAUCUCGCAGCUCGUCAGUCUCCAGCGUAAAUUCACCCAAGCAGCAGAACUCCUCCAAAUCCAAGUCAGUGUGGGAGCAGAGGACCAGCCAGAUCCGGAUGCACAAUUUCCGAGCCAGCUGCGAGGCGCUGUACAACGAGCUGGAUCCUGAGGAGCGGGUGCGUUACGCCACCACCCUCCACAUCCGUCCCGACAUGAAGACGCAUUUGGACCGGCCGCUGGUGGUGGAGCCGAGGGGCGAAGGGAGGAACAACAUCAGCAAGCUGAGCCCUGGGGACGUGCAGGAGGUGGAGCAGAGCAAGGGCAGCUCUGCCGAUGGAGCAGAAGCUCCACGAAAGCAUCACCGGCAUCGGGAUAAGGACAAACUGGGAGAGCAAGAGAAGUGCGAUGUGACCAAGGAGGAGAACGGGGAGUCCGGCACCAACAGUAAGGAGGAGAGGCACCGGCAGCACAGGAGCCGCAGCAAGGAGGUGGAAGGGUGCAGCAAGGAAGGGAAAAGUGACCGCACCAGGGGCCAGGAAGGGGGAAAGAGGCACCACCGCCGAGGGUCGGUGGAGGAAGGUGCUGAGAAGGAGCACCGUAGGCAUCGGACUCACCGGCACUCUGCUGAAAGGCAGGGCAAGGAAGGCAACGGGACGAUCAACGGGGCCCGGGGCGAGCGGCGUUCCCGACACCGGGGAGGGUCGAGGUCUGGGAACCGGGAAGGAGAGCCCUGUUCCAAGGGCGAGAACGGAGAAGAGCCUCACAGACGGCACAGGUUCAGGAACAGGGCGCUGUCGACGUACGAUUCGGUGGAGAAGGAGAAUGGGGAGAAGGAGGGGGAGGCUGGAGAGAAGGAGCACCGGAAUCAUCAGCCCAAGGAGAACCAGUGUGAGAUCGAGGCUAGCGGAAGCGUGAGCGUCCCCGUGCACACCCUUCCCAGCACCUACCUGCAGAAAGUGCCCGAGCAGCCAGAAGAUGCCGACAACCAGAAGAACGUGACGCGCAUGAUUCAGCCACCUCUGGACAAAACCACCACUGUGAACAUCCCCGUGACCAUCACUGCCCCGCCGGGAGAAACCACUGUCAUACCAAUGAACAACGUUGAGUUUGAAAGUAAAACAGAGGAGAAGAAGGACGUUGAUGACUUGACAAAAAACGGGCCUAAACCAAUCUUGCCUUACAGUUCCAUGUUCAUCCUAAGUCCUACAAACCCGAUUCGGCGUCUGUUCCACUACAUUGUCAACCUGCGCUACUUUGAGAUGGUCAUCCUCAUAGUGAUAGCCCUCAGCAGCAUUGCCCUGGCUGCAGAAGACCCUGUCCAAGCUGAGUCACCGAGGAAUGAUGCUCUGAAAUACUUGGAUUAUAUAUUUACGGGUGUCUUUACCUUCGAGAUGGUGAUCAAGAUGAUUGACUUGGGGCUGUUACUGCACCCAGGCUCCUAUUUCCGUGACCUGUGGAAUAUCCUGGACUUCAUUGUGGUCAGUGGGGCCUUGGUGGCAUUUGCCUUCUCGAGUUUCAUGGGAGGAACCAAAGGAAAGGACAUCAACACAAUCAAGUCGCUGCGAGUUCUGCGGGUCCUAAGACCACUGAAGACCAUUAAACGGCUGCCAAAACUAAAGGCCGUCUUUGACUGCGUGGUGAAUUCCCUGAAGAAUGUCCUCAACAUCCUCAUAGUCUACAUGCUCUUCAUGUUCAUUUUUGCCGUCAUUGCUGUGCAGCUCUUCAAAGGCAGAUUCUUCUACUGCACUGAUGAGUCGAAGGAGCUGGAGAAGGACUGCAGGGGUCAGUACCUUGACUAUGAAAAAAAUGAGGUGGAGGCACAGCCCAGGGAAUGGAAAAAGUACGAGUUCCACUACGACAACGUGCUGUGGGCUCUGCUGACGCUUUUCACCGUCUCCACGGGAGAAGGGUGGCCAACUGUAUUGAAGCAUUCAGUGGAUGCUACCUACGAGGAACAGGGUCCCAGCCCUGGCUACCGAAUGGAAAUGUCUAUCUUUUACGUGGUGUAUUUUGUUGUCUUCCCUUUUUUCUUUGUGAACAUCUUUGUGGCGUUAAUCAUCAUCACCUUCCAAGAGCAAGGAGAUAAAGUGAUGUCAGAAUGCAGCCUAGAGAAAAACGAGAGGGCCUGCAUAGACUUCGCCAUAAGUGCCAAGCCGCUGACCCGCUACAUGCCUCAGAACAAGCAAUCUUUUCAGUACAAGAUGUGGAAAUUUGUGGUGUCCCCUCCCUUUGAGUACUUUAUCAUGGUCAUGAUUGCUCUCAAUACUAUUGUUCUCAUGAUGAAGUUCUAUGAUGCUCCAGAAGCAUAUGAAGAAAUGUUGAAAUGCCUGAAUAUUGUGUUUACGUCCAUGUUUUCAAUGGAAUGUGUGCUGAAGAUCAUUGCCUUUGGUGUGCUGAAUUAUUUCCGAGAUGCCUGGAAUGUCUUUGAUUUUGUAACAGUGUUGGGAAGUAUUACUGAUAUUUUAGUAACAGAGAUUGCGGACACGGACAACUUCAUCAACCUCAGCUUCCUGCGGCUCUUCAGGGCAGCCAGACUUAUCAAGCUCCUCCGCCAGGGUUACACUAUCCGCAUCUUGCUCUGGACGUUUGUGCAGUCCUUUAAGGCCUUGCCUUAUGUGUGUCUCCUCAUUGCAAUGCUCUUCUUCAUCUAUGCCAUUAUUGGCAUGCAGGUAUUUGGAAACAUUGCGCUGGAUGACGAGACCUCCAUCAAUCGGCACAAUAAUUUCCGUACCUUCCUGCAAGCCUUGAUGCUUCUGUUUAGGAGCGCCACGGGGGAGGCCUGGCACGAGAUCAUGCUGUCGUGCCUGAGCAACCGGGCCUGCGACCCGCUCUCCGGCCUCACCAAGAACGAGUGCGGCAGCGACUUUGCCUACUUCUACUUCGUGUCCUUCAUCUUCCUCUGCUCCUUCCUGAUGUUGAACCUCUUUGUGGCUGUGAUUAUGGACAACUUUGAAUACCUGACAAGAGACUCCUCCAUCCUUGGGCCCCAUCAUUUGGAUGAGUUUGUUCGUGUCUGGGCUGAAUAUGACCCAGCUGCCUGCGGGCGCAUCAGUUACACAGACAUGUAUGAGAUGCUGAGACACAUGUCCCCACCUCUAGGCCUUGGAAAGAAAUGCCCUGCUCGCGUUGCCUAUAAGCGCCUGGUGCGGAUGAACAUGCCCAUCUCGCCCGAGGACCUGACGGUCCACUUCACGUCCACGCUGAUGGCCCUGAUCCGCACCGCCCUGGAAAUCAAACUCGCCACAGGGGGUGUCAAGCAGCACCAGUGUGAUGCUGAGCUGAGAAAGGAGAUCUCACUGGUUUGGCCCAAUCUGUCCCAGAAGACGCUGGACUUGCUGGUGCCUCCUCACAAACCCGAUGAGAUGACUGUGGGGAAGGUCUACGCAGCGCUCAUGAUAUUCGACUUCUACAAACAGAACAAGAACAGCAGGGAACAAGUCCACCAGCCUCCGGGGGGCCUGUGCCAGCCUGGCCCGGUGUCGCUCUUCCACCCCCUGAAGGCCACCCUGGAGCAGACCCAGCCCGCAGCGUUCAGCAACGCAAAGGCGUUCCUCCGCCAGAAAAGCUCGGCAUCGCUCAACAACGGGGGCACACUGCCACCCCCAGAGGGUGGAAUCAAAGAGUCCAGCUCCUGGGGGACCCAGCGCACCCAGGACGUGUUUUAUGAAACCAGGACACCAGCUUUUGAACGAGGCCACUCAGAAGAAAUCCCUAUUGAGCGGGUGGUGGAAAUGAGGGAAAUCAGCCCCACUCUCACCAACGGAGAGCACCAGCCGGGUCUGGAGAGCCAGGGGCGGGCGGCUUCCAUGCCGCGCCUGGCUGCCGAAACUCAGAGGAGCAAAGCACGGUCACCUGGGAGUUACCUAGCACCCAUCCCGGACACGAGCCCCAUGAAGCGCUCCAUCUCCACGCUGACCCCGCAGCGCCCGCACGCCAUGCACCUCUACGAGUACUCCCUGGAGCGCAUGCCGACCGACCAGGUGCACCACCACCACCACCACCGCUGCCACCGGCGGAAAGAGAAGAAGCAGAAGUCCUUGGACAGGUCCCCGCACCAGCUGGCCGAUGGGGAAGCCGUGGCCCAGCAUGGUGAGUCUUCUUCCAAGGACAAGAAGCAUGAGCGCGGCCGGUCCCAAGAGAGGAAGCAGCACUCCUCCUCCUCCUCCGAAAAGCAGCGCUUCUACUCCUGCGACCGCUACGGCAGCCGGGACCGCUCCCAGCCCAAAUCUGCCGAUCAGAGCAGGCCCACCUCGCCCAACGGGGGGCCCGAGCAAGGCCCGCACAGACAGGGCAGUGGUUCGGUUAACGGGAGCCCCUUGCUGUCGACAUCUGGUGCUAGUACCCCCUGCCGGGGUCGGAGGCAGCUCCCGCAGACCCCCCUGACCCCACGCCCCAGCAUCACUUACAAGACCGCCAACUCCUCGCCCGUCCACUUCACCACCUCCCCGGGCGGCCUGCCCCCUUUCUCCCCGGGACGCCUGAGCCGCGGUCUGUCCGAGCACAACGCGCUGCUGCGGGGGGACCAGCAGCCGCCCCCGGCCGCGGUGGCCCGCAUCGGCUCCGACCCCUACCUGGGCCACCGCGACGCCGCCGACAGCCCCUGCGGCGCGGCGCCCGAGGACACGCUCACCUUCGAGGAGGCGGUGGCCACCAACUCGGGGCGUUCCUCCAGGACUUCUUACGUCUCCUCCUUGACCUCCCAGUCUCACCAAGCUCGCCGGGUGCCCAACGGCUACCACUACACGCUGGGGCUCAACACGGGCCCCGGCACCGGCGCCCGGGGACGGAGCUACUACCACGAAGCCGACGAGGACGACUGGUGCUAGCGGCACGGCGAAGCCCUCGGAGGCGUGCAAAGUCGAUGAGUUUUAUCAUCUGGAAGGCUGUGCGCUCAGACACGCGGUGCCUGGGGGCAGCCCCCGCCGCCAGAACUGCUCUGCCCCGCUCCGAGACCUCCGGAGACACUUGUGCAGCCUCUCUCCUGCCCUUCUUUGUUUUCUUAUUUUUUUUCUAUUUUCCUUUCUUUUUUUUUUUUUUUCCCCCACUAAAAUAUACCAAGGAAGAAGGCUCCCUCCUGGGGGGCAGUGCAUCUCUCCCCCCUUCUCGCCCACCUCCCUGCUGCCUUCAAAGACGUGCACCAGAUGCCAAACCCGCGAGGCACGCGAGGAGCCACGACGGCGGACGAGCAGGCCGUCCAUCCUUUUUGGGCUUGGCACCGUUUUGGUUGGGCUAUUUCUUUAUUUUUUUAUUUUAUUUUUCUCCCUGCCCCAGCCAGGGUGGGAGUCGGGGUUGCAAAAACGGACACCGGCGAACAAAGCUUGACCCCGCGUUUUAUCUCGUUCACCGCCGAGAGGGAAGAGAUCUACCUAAGGAACUGGGAGAGGAGGAAAAAAAAACAACCCGCAGAUCGGAACAAAGGACGGUCCGUUGGGACUUGAUGUUCAGCCGCAGCGCCCCUUCCCAGCCGAGCCAGGAACUCGCUGCUUUGCCCCCGCCGCUGCGUGGCCCCCUCACGCUCAUCGCCACUUCGGGUCCUUCCCACCCAGCCACCAGAAAGCCACCCGAGAGCCCCUUCGUCAGGACUGCUUCCUUGCUGCUGAGACUUUUCUUCCCGUCCCUCUCUCCUGUCGACUGCAACACGCCCUCACUGUUUUGUCUUGUUUACAAUAUAAGCUUGAUUUAGCAAAAAAAAAAAAAAAAAAAAGAAAAAAGAAAAAAAAAGAAAACCUGAAAAACAGGAAAAAAAAAAAAGGAAAAAGUGUAGGGGUGAGAAGAAGAAAUGUUAUUGGUUUUAUAUCAAGCUAUUAGAUAGAACUUUAACUUUUCAUUGUGUGCAUUUUUGUAAAUUGUACAGUAAAAAAAAAAAAAAAAGAAAAAGAAAGAAAAAAAUUACUCUUUAUGUAGAGAAUCAGUCCAAUUGUCAUUCCAGGUCCCACCGUUUCUACCGAAUGCUCCAGUUGUUCACUACUAAGUGCCUAACCUUUGAAAUCUUUCACAGCGACGAUGCAAACCUCUCGCUUCGGACCUGGGGGAGCGCGGGGGGCAGGGGCAGCGCCCGGAGGAGCCGCUCGGCUCGGCUGCCCCCACACAGGGCUGGAAGCUGACAGUGGGGAAGGCAAACACACUUUGGGGUUGGUUUGGGUUUUGUUGGCCUUUAUUUUUAUUUUUAUUUAUUAUAAUUUAAUUGUUGGGAGCGGGAGGGGUGUAAGUGCAGCAGAAGCAGCUGGCCUUUGCUCGUUGACUGGUGUCCUGGUGGGAGAGGUGCAGGGGUGGCGGCGCAGCGUUUGCAGCGGUGCUCCUGCAGGAGGAGAAGCAUCUUUCGCACUGCAUGUCUAGUCGUAGUCGGGCUGCGAGAGCUGCGGCCGUGUCCCAUGGUGCGUCGUUUGUGUUGGGGGCAGAUGGAGAGAGUCUUGUUUUUAUUGCCUGUUCAAAAGAGAAAAAAAAAACAAAAACAAAAAAACAAAAUGAAAAAGCAAAACCUCUAACUCUGAUUCUCAGGGAUGAGAUUUCUGUGUUCUUGCAAUGACUUUUGUGUUGGACGAUUUCUUUAUUUUGUUGCACGUGUGGAUUUCUGCACUUUGAGCCUGGGGAAGAGGCAAAGAUGACAUGCCGGCAGGGAGGAAGCGCCACAAGCAAAGCCUGGGCAGGACACGGUGUCCGUGGCUUUGAUGAACUUCUGUAGGGCUAAUUUGGGGCACAGGGAGGCCAGAAGACGCAUGGUACGCUGGCAGAAAGUUAGAGGAGGAGGGGUGGGAGGUGCUGGUACAGCACUUUGCCCAAAAACAGUGAUAGGAAAGAGGAAAGGAUUGGAAGGAUGCAUUCUGUGGGAUGCUCUACCAAGCCCCAGAACUGUGAAACUUCUCAAGGCAAAGCGAUCGCUUAAACCAGGGGGAGAUCCCGGUGGGCCCUGGUGAUAGGUUUGGCCAAGAGGGGGGUUUCAGGGAAUGCUACCAAAAUGCUCAGGAGGUCGCUGAUGCUCUCGGCAAAGUCCUCCGGCCUCCCGCGGGGAGCAGUCUGCUGUAGGGUGGUUCUUCACAUCUCCUGUAGCUUUUCUGUUGAGAAAAUUCAACCUGUUGCGUUUUCGUUGCGUGCUUUUUGUUCCGUUACUAAAUGAUAAUCUCUGGCCGAUCUCAUCCCUGGAUUCUGCUAAAGGAUAACUCCUGUCUCUAUCUCUGUCUCUGUAUUUAUGUGCACUUUGAAUAAAGGAAGUGCGGUAGCCAGAGGUCCGCUAUGGGUAAUGGCUGUAAUUUGCAAUCGGAGGGCUAUGCAACAAGAUGACACGUAAGGAAACACAUCCACACCACUGACAGUCAGAAAGACCUUCAUCCAUUCUGUAGCUUUAUCUGCUGGAUCUUCCUGUUUCAGGCUUCAGCAUGAUUGUGACCAAAUGUUUUAUACAUUUUCCUUAUAUGAAGGCACAAACACUUUAUUUGAAAUUUUAAAGGAAACAUUACUAUUUCACUCCAAGGAGGGAGAGGGAGAACGCAAUCUCUCUGACAGUGCAUGCAAACAUUGUACCCACACCGGAAAGCGAAAGAGAUGUCUUUCUGUACCCAACAAUUUUGCCUUUUCUCCCCUCUGCCUUGCCCCUUCCCCCAUCGUUUUAGACCUCAGACCCCCCAGCCCCUCACUAAUCCCCCCCUGGAAGCGCACAGCCCAGCGAUGGCGUGGGAUCCCUUCAGUCCUCAUGCAGAACACGAAGAAGAAGCUCCAGUUGUCCAAUCCUCCACCCGCCUCGUAGGCGUUGCUUCAAACGCUGACGGUGACAGUCAAGCCUGACCACGGUUGUUCAUAUAACCCUUUUUCCUCUCUUUUUACAGCCUCUCUGCUGUCUCUUAAAUGCAUACAUCAUAUUUCCAAGAAUCCUCAUAGUGAGUUGCCAAACUUGAAUUGCACCGAUCAGUUUUUCUGCAUCCAGAACCAGUCUCGUAGUGGCUGUACUUUGAAUAAGUAAUGUUUGCAUGUAAAAUAUAUACAUAUAUACAUAUAUAUAAAAAGUAUGUGCAUGGAAAAUGUUUAUCUUCGUACUUUUUUGAUACAAUGUAUUCAUCAGUUGUUAAUUUUUAAUUAUAUUUGAUAUAAAUUGGGGGUUUGUUGCAAAACUUUAUAUUUAAAAAAACAGUGUUAAAAAUUACAAAAGUUCCAACCAUGCAACACAACUGGAACUUUGCCCAAAAAAAAAAAAGGAAAAAAAGAGAAAAAAAAGGUUCUGUGAUUGCCUAGUUUGCUGCCUGAGUAAUAUUUAUCAGCCAAACUUUGAAUUCUGCAGUUGUUUCUACAAUUACAUUUUGUAUGAAGCAAAGUCCUUGAAUUAAAAUAAAAACUUAGCAAAAAACCUUACAAAUUCAAA